This is a messenger RNA of Cephus cinctus (wheat stem sawfly), 560 nucleotides long. RefSeq lists its product as uncharacterized. The record is from RefSeq and is a predicted model, not a curated record. The coding region runs from base 87 to 389 and encodes 100 amino acids. Lineage: Eukaryota; Metazoa; Arthropoda; Insecta; Hymenoptera; Cephidae. The transcript has 2 exons.
ACGAGAGAAAACGAAGCUGGGCCAGUGGGAGGUGAUCGGGGGCCCUAUCAUGCGAACGAAGUGAGUAUCGGUAGACAACCUUGAGAAUGUGGCGACACCUGCAUCCCGGACGGCCCCGAGACUAUUCUAGGACCAUCCUUCAAGUCCUCGUACGUAUAGAAGGCUGGAUAAAUCAUGACUCCUCGGGCGUUUGCCCGAGUCGUUCGGAAGGCGCCAGGUUAAUCGGCGAUGUCGACGCUCUCAUGAUGCCCGAGACUGGGUUGGAUUGUCCUGUCAGUGGACACUGCCGGUUUGUGCGCUUUUACCAUAACAAUACCGGGUUCGUCAUAGCCACGGCAUUGUUCAGGGUUUCCCACACGUUGCGAGAGUCCGCAGCACCGCGGACGUGAGGCGAAUCCGUCGCCACAAUGGGAACAGAGCCUAAACCAAAGGAACGCGCGGACGAACCAGACGGCGAGCGGAGGAACGCGACUUGCACAAAGAGCAUCUCCGGCGGAGUCCACGUAGACGGAACGGAGAGAGAAGGGGACACAAUGGGAAGACGAGAAGACGAGAAGACC